AUGGGACGCUGCCUUGCGAUCAGUGAAUUCGCAGUUUCUGGCUCGAGUUUUUGUGGACUUUUGGUCACCUUUGCAUUCGUUGCCGCGAUGGGGGCAGUUGCUUCUCGCAUUUGCAACCCUGCUGGCGAAACGCCAGCACCGGCUCCAGCACCCCCCAAAGCCGCAUGCUCCAUUGCAGGUUAUGAGUUCGAGCCGGUCAAGCCCAUGCACGAACGGGAGGUCUCGGUUGGCUUGCCGGAGGACUCGCCGACUCGAAGCACCACAGCUGCAUCCGAGUGCGUGGAGGACAAGCAUGCAAGCAUCUCGGCCGACUUGAAGGAGCCGGAAGAGAUUCCGGAGCCGAAGCCGGCUCCAACUACCCCGAUUGUGCUGGAAACGCUGCAGGGUGAUUGGGUGAACAGCAUGGGUGCCAAGAUUCACGUCGAGGGCACUCAGGUUUCUUUGAACGGGCUGGUCAUGAAGGCACAUCCAAUCAUGCUGAACGAGAACGGCACUGUCAGCAGUGUGGGACGCCUUUGGCAACUCAAUGGAUGGUUGGAGGAUGAGAAGGUUGAGUUCAAGGAAGCUCCAAGCAAGGAAGUGAUGCAGUAUGCCCGGUCCGUUGUUUGGAGCAAGGUUUCUUCAGAGCGCAUGGAAGCCUGGACGAAGCAGAUGAAGGCCAUGGGCUAUGCAGGCUCCUCAAACAACCCCCUCGCACGUGGAGUCGAGGGCUGCUGUCCGGGCACAUCUGAUGCGCAUGCAAAGCUGGUCGUGGAUGACGAAAACAAGGACAAGGCAGAACUGAAGCUGCUGAAUGACCUGAUCGCGAAGUGGAGAGUGCCAGGUGUGAUCAAGGUGGCCCCCCGGAAGGUGAUUCCGGACUUCAGCAACCGAGGCCACACUGGUCUCAGCGUGGAGCACGUGCACUAUCUCGCGACCAGUUUCAAAGAGAAGGGCUUCCAAAAGCGAAAAGGCAACGAGGGUCAUGACAUCCCUGUCCUUGUGUGCGAGAAAACCAGCAGCGAGCUUGGACAGAAGUCCAUUGAGAACUGGAGGUCGAAGCUCAAUGAUGAGAAGGGCUUUGCUCCACAGGAGCACUACGAGCGACUCUUCAGGGGAGAGGAGCUGUACACCUCUCUCGGCAAUGGGCACUUCAACCAGGCUCUGAACCUUUUCUUCCGGGAAUGCCCCAGCAUCUACAGCCAAGAGAAGUACACUAUUGGCCAGGACCGUGAUCUGAAGGAGGCUGUCUACCAGGGUGUGGGUGCAAUCGUGCUGAAGGCUGAGAUCCCCUUGAGAGAUCGUGAGACUAUCAGCAAGCUCCUGAACUCGAAACGUGAGUUUAAGUGGAAUGUUCAUCCGGAUGGAACCCUCGACAUCACGGACGCUUUCGAAGACACGCGCACCUGCAAGCAGUUCGAGGCCCUCAGCAAGGUGCUCGAUGCAGUGGAACUGAACUGCUUGGUGAGAUCUGAGCUGGGUGUACGGGACAGCCAUCGCACUGAUUGUGUAGCUCUGCUUCUAUCCGUCGCCAUGAUCCGCUACACGAAGGGCGCCUUUCUGAACCUCUUCUACUGGUGGGGCGGCAUCAACCGCCACCUGGUAAUAAACUCCGUUUACUACUUAAUCUUCCUGCUGAUCUUGUACUAUGUGCAGAGCAGGUAUCCAGUCACACAGGUCGACUCUUCCAGCAGCGGUAUAUCGAUGCUGGGCAGUCUCACGGUGUUUCUGCUUGUGUUCCGCAUGAACCAGUCCAUGGCUCGAAACAACGAAGCCACGCAGCGAACAGACGAGAUGUUCGGAGAGCUGGACUUCUUAGUUCACUCUGUCUGCACAUUCAUGCAAGGUGCUGGCGAAGAUUCGCUCCAAGAAUUGGUCAUGAAUCCAGCACGAAAGCGCACCGAAGAGGAGAUCCGUGUCAUGCGCCUGCACGGGGAACUUGCCUCGGCGGUUCGGAUCCAUGUGGUGAGGCUGACGAUCGCCUUUGGCGUGAGUGUUCUUUUGUACUUCCGUGUGCUCUGCGCCCUCUCGGAUGCACAAGGAGUACUGGAAGAAGAGGAUUUGGUGCAGAUCGUUUUUCUGCACUGUCGCCUGCAGGCCUUGUUGUAUGAGGAGGAGAUGGAGGUUGUAGAUCAGUACGUGGGGAUCACUCGCGAGACAGAUGGAAGCUACGAUGGCGAAGCUGAGUACAGAGCUGAGGUUGGGCGGUUCCGGAUCGCCAGCCACUCUGCCGGGCUGCUGCCAAAGACUGAGUUCUUCUUCCAUGCCGGCGUGCCAGCCGUCUGUGUUAUGGUGACUGCAUGGCCGCUCCAGAUUGUAAAGAGUGCUUUCUUUCGAGAUGUGUUCUCGCAGUGGCAGAAACGGCUAUUCAAGCGAUGCGAAUCUGUCGUAGUGAACGCUGCCGCCGCAGCCAUGUUUGACUUCGAUGCGCUGGAGCAUUCGGAGGCGAGUGCGCAGCCUGUGACUUUCUCUCAAGCCGAUUCCGGCGACCUUUUCACAGAGGGCUUGAACUUCCCUGUCGGAUCACUUCUCAAGUCGGUCGCUCCUGUGAGAAUGCGUACAGAGAAGAAUCUUGACAGCCGUUUGGUUUGCACGAUCCAGCCGGGACGGAUCGCUGAAGUGAAGGCUUGCUCCGGGCGCAGGCUGUUCAUCAUCUGUGGCGAGCAGGAGGGUUGGGUGUCCGCUAUGGCGCUGGAUGCAACCAUCCUCUGGCAGCAGGAGAACGGCAACAGCUGGGAUCAGACUGAAGACCUUCGACAGACGCUCCGUGUGAGGCCGUUCCGAGAAGUUGAUCGUCCGUUUCUCCAGCGUAUCGAGGCACAGUGCUUUGGGCUGCGCGAUCAGUCCUUGCAUCUGUGGCUGAUGGAAGCUGCAGCACCUGGUUCCCGCACGUGCGUCGAUGUUGCCGUUGUCGACUCUGCGGUGGCGGGCUACUGUGCUUGGCGCCUCGAGGGUGAUCUGCACUCCCCGGUGCUCUACGUCCUCAGCUUGGCGGUGGAGGCAACCCAGCGCAGGCGGGGCUACGCCGAGGAGUUGCUUCGCCAUGCAAUAAAGCGCGGCGAGAGCAGCGGUGCGGCUGCUGCGACUUUGCAUGUGCGUGUCGACAACAAGCCGGCCAACUCUUUGUACUCUCGCUUAGGCUUUGUUCUUGUUGCUCACGUUCACGACUACUACGGGAACUGCGAUGCUUGGGAGCUGUUGAGGGAGCUACCUGCCAUGGUGAAGCGCACCGUGGAUCACACACGGGUGCUGAAGCUGCGUGCUGAAGGCUUUCCUCAAAUCUGCGUACUCCGGAUGCUGCAGUGGACGCACAACAGUGAGGCCAUGGCCGCCCUGCUGGCAGCUGGUGAGGUGCCUAUCGUGGACUGCCAGGACUGUGGCUUCGUUCCGCAGACCUGUGACAUCGUUCCGGCACUACCAAAGGUGAUCCUGAGCAUGCUGACGGAGGUUUGCCAUACCCCCAUUGCGCAGAAAUGGGGUUACCCCGAGCGGGUUCUGAACUUGAUAGCCGACAUCACGGCGGAUGCUUUGGACCAGCUGACGCACCUGGGGGGUCUGAUUAUGCGGCCGGUCUCGCUGGCAUACUAUCAGCAUUGCCGCGUGAUUGUCGCGCUCUUCACCUUCAUGUGGCCAAUGGUGCACAAGAGGAGUUCAGACUUUGUUGGCAAUAUUUUCGACGCCAUCGUGUUCCCUUGCGUGGUCUACUGGGCCAUGUCCGGCCUCGAGAGGCUCGCAGAAAUGAUGGAGAACCCUGUGGGUGAUGACGACACGGACAUCGAUAUGAUGCAGCAGAUGCAUGAGCUUGAGGUUGGACUGCAGCUGUCCUUUGAGAUGUCAGAGGUCCGCCGCAGCGUGAUGAGGAGGAUGCCAAUGCGCAAUGCCGUCCGUUUUGCUCAGCCGGUCGAGCUCGCGUUUGCUCCCUGA
Symbiodinium sp. CCMP2592 is the source of this 3903-nucleotide messenger RNA. NCBI's taxonomy places the organism in Eukaryota, Dinophyceae, Suessiales, Symbiodiniaceae. The record is from the annotation of a GenBank genome assembly.